GCGCUGCUGCGGGGAGCCGUCGCGGAGGAGCCCUCGGAGCCCGCCGCCCCAGCCGAGGCCGACGACAUCUCCAAGGAGGGCGCGUGCAAAGACGCGGCCGCCGAGCACUGCGCGAGCGUCACGGAAGGCCAAGGCGAGCUGGCGCGCUGCCUGCGCGACGCCAUCAAGGCAUCCCACGCCUUCAAGGCGCACGCCUCUGGGGAGGGCGCCAUCUCCAAGCUCUGCCAACACGAGGUCAGACACUUCUUCGUCAAGGUGAUGGGCCACGAGUCCCCGACGAAGGGCGGCUUCCCCUUCUGGGUGGAGCCGGUGAAGGGGCUGCGAAAGGCCUGCUCGGAGGACAUCAAGAGCUUCUGUGUCAAGGCGCGCGGACCAAAUCUCACGGCAUGCCUCAAGGAGCACAAAGCCGAGUUGUCCGCGCCGUGUUCGACCAAGGUCUUCGAGGUCCAGGAGCUGCAGGCGGAGGAUAUGCAGCUCGACAAGUUUUUCUACGAGGCUUGUCAGGCAGACUUGCAGAACAUCGAGCCGUGUACCAAGGUUCCCGCCCGCUUGCGCAAGGCCUGUCUAGCAGCGCCCAAGUAUCGUGAAAGUCUCACGGACAGGUGCAAAGAGGCUCUGUUUAAGAAGGAAGUAGAGGAGUCGGACGACAUCAGGCUCAGCCCAGAUGCAUUGAACGACUGCCAGGAGGCAAUCACGACAGUGUGCAAGGACGUCCCGUUCGGCGAGGCGAGGAUGCUCGAGUGCCUCUGGAACAAAGUCGUGGCGGACGAGGACGAGACCGGCACGUACGAAGCGUGCUCGGCAAAGGUUCUCCAGAUGGUCGGCAGGCAGGUGAGCCACUACAAGCUCGACUUCGGGGUGCGCACCAAGUGCGUGGCGGACGUUCAGGAGCACUGCUCAGCGGAGAAGGAGAAGGUGGACAAGCUGCCGAUCGGCAAGGCCAUCGGCCCAGACAGCGAGGUCGGCCCGGUCAUCCAGUGCCUGGAAAAGAACCUCAGGAGCCUCAAGCCCGAGUGCCACAAGGAGAUCUCCCGCGUGGUGCGGAUCCAGGCCCAGCGGGCGGACCUCGCCCCGCAGAUCCGCUCCGGCUGCCAGGCCGAGCUCCGCGACCUCUGCAAGGACGUGGCCCCGGGCGACCAGCACACGUGCCUGCGGAGCCACUUCCAGGACCUGGGGAAGGAGUGCCGUGCGGCGGAGAUGCGGCAGAGCAAGGUGGAGAUGGACGCGUUCGUCCUGAGGCCGAAGACCGGACAGGUCUGCAAGUACACCGCGGACAAGUUCUGCCCCGGCCUGGUCUGGGGCGAGAAGCUCAACUGCCUCCAGGACCACAUGUACCAGGAGUCCUUCGCCAGGGGCUGCAGGCACGCCAUCACCGCAGACUUGGAGGCGAACAACCACGACUGGCAGCUGAAAUACGGCGUCUCGAGCCAGUGCCAGGAGGACGUGCAGGCCCACUGCGGUGAGGCCUCGAAGACGUCUGGCACGGCCGUGCUCGAGUGCCUGGGCGAGGCGCACACUGCCGGCCACCUCAUCCUGGAUGGCCGGCGCCAUUCCGCCGACGGCUGUAGGAUCGAGGUUGGCCGCUACCUCAAGGGGGGCGCAGAGAACAUCCAGGUCCUGCCCGAGGCCCACCGGGCGUGCAAGGCGGACGUGGAGCAGUUCUGCAAGAAGACGCCCGCCGGCCGCGGCCGGGUGCACACAUGCCUGGUCCACCACAAGGAGGACCUGUCCGAGGAGUGCGCGGCGGCCGAGUUCAAGAACCAGGCGGCGAUGUCGAACGACAUCCGGAUGAGCCCAGAGGCGCAGGAGCGCUGUGGCCCGGUCAUGGAGAAGCUCUGCCCGGGCGUGGAGCCGGGCGGGGGCCGGAUGUGGGCCUGCCUCUUCAAGCAGAGGGCUUCGCCGGACAUGCCCAGGGAGUGCGUGGAGGUUCUCAGAGGGCACAAUAAGCUCAAGCAGAGGGAAUUCUUCCUGAACCCGAGCCUCGCCAAGCACUGUAACGCAGAGGCGCUGAGGCUGUGCCCGGAGCAGAUGGAGCAGGCCUCCCGGAAGGACUUCACCAGUAACGGCGGCGUCAUAACUUGCCUCAUCGAGAAGCGCAAGCAGAUCGAGGACCAGGAGUGUGGGAAUGCUGUCGACCGCAAGCAUGCGGAGCGCGUGGCGGAUGCCAGCCUGGAUCCCGACCACGAGGACGCGUGCAGAAAUGACAUCGAGCGGUUCUGCAAUGAGGCGAAGAAAUCAGCGCUGCACUCGAGGGGCACCAGCGGAGUGGUGCACAGGUGCCUGCAAGAGCACAUCGACGAUCUCUCGGAUGAUUGCGCCCAGAAGGAGAAACAGUAUAUGGUCGCCGCAUCGGAGAAUACUCGGCUAAACCUCGAGGUCGAUCAACAUUGCAAGCAGGCGAAGACACGAUGGUGCGAAGGCACACCUGACGAAGAAGGUAGUCUGACCAUGUGCUUGUUGCAGCACAUGCACGACGACAACAUGGAACCUCCUUGCCGUACUGCGCUGGAGGGCGAGCAGAAGAAGGCAGCCAGCUCGCUCCGGUACAAUCCGCAGCUCAGGAAGAUGUGCUCUAGCGAGUUGACGAGGUUCAGAAAGGAGGGCAAGUGUUCCAAGAAAGGGAAAAAGGGUGGGUGGGUAGACUGUAUCCAGCUACAACGUGGAGGACGUCCACGACCCGGACUGCAGGGGAGCCGUGCUCAAGGUGAUGCAGCUGCACAGCGCAGACCUCCGCGCCAAGCCGGGGAUGCACGAGGCCUGCAAAGAGGAUCUGGAGAGGCUGUGCUCCAAGAUGGCGCCGGGCGCGGGCCGUCUGCACCAGUGCCUGCGGGAGAGGUUCGACGACAUCCGGAGCCAGGAGUGCAAGACACUAGUGCGGACGGUCCAGAAGGCCGACAACAAGAGUGCCACCCUGAACUUCGCCACCCGGAAGCACUGCCAAAAGGAGGUAAGGACCUUCUGCUCGGACGUGCAGUCGGGGGAGUCCAGGAUCAUGACGUGUCUAGGGCUCCACAUGAACGAGACAGGGUUCGGUGA
Molecule: messenger RNA, 3036 nt
Organism: Prorocentrum cordatum
Lineage: Eukaryota; Dinophyceae; Prorocentrales; Prorocentraceae
Source: the annotation of a GenBank genome assembly